Ochlerotatus camptorhynchus is the source of this 678-nucleotide messenger RNA. RefSeq lists its product as uncharacterized. The transcript has a single exon. NCBI's taxonomy places the organism in Eukaryota, Metazoa, Arthropoda, Insecta, Diptera, Culicidae. The coding region runs from base 1 to 678 and encodes 225 amino acids. Gene Ontology annotation, molecular function: zinc ion binding; nucleic acid binding. The record is from RefSeq and is a predicted model, not a curated record.
AUGGCUAGACUCUGCGAGUUCGAUGGCUCAAAAGAAUUCGAACAGAUCGUCGCAACAAUCGCCGAGCAUGCUAUAAACCGAGAUGUCCGAACGACUGCACUAAAAAUGCUGAGUCGCAAUAAGUGUUUCACAGACCUGAUCGAUAAAGUACGCGAAAUUGAAACCAUUAAAUUGAACGAAGAAUACGUCCGUAAAAAGUACCGGAAUGUCGAGCAAGGAGUGGUAGCAUCCGUUAGUGCAUCUUUUCCGAGAAACACGAGUCAUUAUACACCGCAGAGAGGUUUCCAGCAUCACGUAAACAGAUCAAUGAGAGGAGGCAGUCGAACUCUACGUGGCAGACAACCUUACGCUAGUGGUGGUCUAUCGUUCCGUUACACACCUAAGGAGUCUUACGCUAGUGGUGGUUCAUCGUUUCGUUACACAUCUAAGGAGAAAUGUUGGCGCUGUAACAGCAUAUAUCACGAGGCUGAUGUUUGUGGUCACAGAGUAAAGAACUGCAACAACUGCGGGAUUCUUGGUCACAUUCAGCGAGCGUGUCUCUCUCGUGGUAGAGGUCAUGUUAUGAAGCGACAAGCAACGGAGUCGUUGGAGACUACUGCGAAGAAGAUAGCAGCAAUUGAAGAAGUGAAAGAUGACUUGGUUUCUAUUGAAUCAGUAAGUGAAUCGACUGAAUUUUAA